Molecule: messenger RNA, 576 nt
Organism: Rotaria socialis
Lineage: Eukaryota; Metazoa; Rotifera; Eurotatoria; Philodinida; Philodinidae
Source: the annotation of a GenBank genome assembly
AUGGAAACCUCCUCGUUAUUGAUAAUUAGUAGCAUUGGAAUAUAUGUAUUUAUAAUCAUUUAUUGCGAUAUAACAAGUGAAGCAAAUUAUGAAAGAUCUGCCGACAAUAUAACAUUAAAUAAACAACAAUGCUUCCAGUUUUAUACGACAUAUCCAGUGUUUAUUGCACAAGAAAUAACAGAUCAUUUAAAUCAGGUGUUAAUAUCUUUAAUAUUAUGCCUAAGUUUGUACGGAUGGUUACUGUAUUCAACCGACAUGCGCGAUGCAUGCAAAGCUAUGUAUCAAGAAAUCAAAUCCACAACACAAGGUGUGUCAGGGGAGUUAUGCUAUACAAACUACAUCACGACCAAUACUCUCUAUCAAGUUCCAUAUGAUGAAAUUAGUUUUACUUCAGAUAUUAUUUGUCAUACAGAUUUUCGAUGUACCAAAGCGGUAUCAAUUCCAUUACUCACUCCCUGUGCAACAGUUUGUGUUUCGUAUGGUUUAAAACUUGAUUAUGAAGGACAAAUGAACAACGAACUCGGAUGUCAACGAAACUUUAUUAGACGAUGUUCAAUCAACAAAAGUCGAUUUUAA